UGCUAACCACUACGCCAUCAUGCCGCCUUGUUAAAAGUUUGUUCUUGUUAAAAAGUAUUUGUUAAAAUUUCUGCAAUUUAGUUUCAAGAACUGUAAUUGUUUAUGUAAACGCAUUAAUCUCUGCACCACUAGUUAGUUUUUUUCUGCUUUCCUCAGACAAUGAAGAUGGGGGUCACUGGCGCAGUGUUCUGUGUCUUGAUGCUUUUGUGAGUAUUUGAAUGAAUGUACUUGUAUAUGAUCUGGCUAAUUAAAAAGAAAACUACAGCAAUGGAAAUAAGAUUUUAUAUUUAUUUUCAAUACUGAUCAUCACUAUGACUCUAAAAUAAAUAUACAGCACACUCAAACUUUGUUGGUAAUGUGUCAAACAUUGCUGUCUGAUAUUCUGACUUUGUUCCACAGGCUGCACAAGAGCUUUCAACAACAAGCGUUUAAUGAUAAAGCAACACUCAAUCUUCCUCCUAGUUAUAGAGUCGGCUGGAUGGAAACUCUGGAUGAUGAAAAGUUGAUUUCUGAAGUCAAUAUUCCUGGCACUCAUGAAACCAUGGCUCUUCUUAAAAUACCAGGAUCACAAUGUCAGUCGUGGUCACUGGAGAACCAGCUAAAGGCUGGCAUACGCUACAUAGACUUGAGAGUGAAGGGAAAGAACCUGAAAAUUGUGCAUGGUUGGAUUCCCCAGUUAACAACAUUUGCUGAAGUUUUCGACACAACAAAGAGAUUUUUGUCUCAGUAUGAAACUGAGACGGUGUUGAUCAGAGUCAAGCAUGUUAAGUCAAGGGGCAGAUUUCCAGAAAAUGUUAUACAUCAGCUUAAAAAUGAUCCUGGCUGUUGGGUUAGUGAGAGAAUUCCACAAAUUAGAGAGGUAAGAGGAAAGAUUGUUUUUGUUCAGAAAAACAGCUUUAAACUGGGAAUCCCUCUGCUUGAAACUGAUCAAAAGGGUGACUAUAAAGUAUUUAGAAUAAAAAAAAAGGAAGAUAAAAUUACUGAGCAUCUGAAACAGGCUUUAGGUGCACUUAAAACUAAUAGGGCUGUGCUGAGCUAUUCCAGCGGCACAGGCUUGCCUCUGUUGAUCAUAUGGAACACUCCAAACCAUGUGGCAAAAGAAAUCAACCCUUGGCUGUAUGGUCAUCUCAGUGGCAUUUCUAAACAAAAUCCGAAGGGUUGUUUUGGGAUUAUAGCGAUGGACUUUCCAGGAUUUGAUUUGAUACAAAAAAUCAUUGGUUUUAAUUAUUAGAUUGCAGUGCAUGUUUAUUGGGCAUUUAGUAAGACAGACGUAUGUAUUUUCUGUUAUGUCAAUGUUACGCAGUGUAAUUAUUGCCUUGUUUUUUGAUUUCUGAUUCUGCAAUCUCUUUUUUUUUUCCAACAGGUUUUAACUUUGUAAUCAACAGCAGCUUAAUUUGAAAGAAAUCGAAGGGGGGUGGGAAAGAAAUAAAAAUGUAUUUACUCUUGUUUUUUAUUAAAGCUAAAAACAACUGUACUGUAUAUCUUCAAGGUCAUCCAUGUUGCAUGUUCAUAUUUGUUUUGUUGUCUAAAUCUGUUUUUAAAUUUUGUUUAAUUAGCCUCUUUUCUUUAAUUAGCCAAAUUACCAUAACCUAAAAUUACCAGAAAAAAAGUGUGAAAUGUGACAAAAAUAAUUUGAAAAGACCAACUAUAUGCAGAUAAACUGACGGUUCAAGGAAUGCUUGUAUUUGAUUUUGGGUAUCCCUAUAUUUUAAACUGAUAAUUAAAUUAAAUUCAAUUCAAUUCAUGUUUAUUUCGCUUGUGCUUUUUACAAUGUA
This is a messenger RNA of Danio rerio (zebrafish), 1775 nucleotides long. The record is from RefSeq and is a predicted model, not a curated record. Lineage: Eukaryota; Metazoa; Chordata; Actinopteri; Cypriniformes; Danionidae.